UUCAUUCUUUUCGUUUGCAGCAAAACUCUUAAGCUAUGAUUGGAGAACCCUAUCAAAUUGAAACGCGCCGGCGUUCGCGUUCAAAGACGCCAUUCCUGCACUCCAACUGCGACCAAGAGAAUUGUGAGCGUGCCGGCACGGAGGGGCAUAUGAAUCACAAGAAGAAGAAACAGUCUGUGGCGCCAAAUGUGCAAACUAUUAUGGAGGAACACGUGGUCGAAACAAAGAUAUCUAAGACAACUAGCAGCAGCAGCAGCAGCUCCACCAUCACUAAAAGCGACGGCAUUAAAACCACUCGCUCAAAGGCUGCGGCCCUGCUGACCUCGGACUAUUCGAGCGAAGAUGUAACGCCAGAGCCUAAACGCAAGGCUACCACGGUGACCACCAUGAUCACCAAUACCGGCAAGCGUUUCAACGAUGCCCUCAACAGCCUCACCGCAGUCACAUCGACGCCGCGCAGCGAGUUGGAGACGGCACAGAAUGUCUUGAAUACCACACAGGAGUUGCAGCAACAGGAGCAGCGCAAAAGUCGUUCCAAUGGCAACAGCAAGGCCAAUUUAAGCGAUGAUCAUUUGGCUUACAUCGAGUACAGAAAUGCGGGCGAGUACUGGAAGUAAGUUAGCUAUGUAGUG
This is a messenger RNA of Drosophila navojoa, 632 nucleotides long. It is a transcript of the gene koi, whose product is annotated as Sad1 and UNC84 domain-containing protein klaroid. Gene Ontology annotation, cellular component: nuclear envelope; meiotic nuclear membrane microtubule tethering complex. The record is from RefSeq and is a predicted model, not a curated record. NCBI's taxonomy places the organism in Eukaryota, Metazoa, Arthropoda, Insecta, Diptera, Drosophilidae. Gene Ontology annotation, molecular function: protein-membrane adaptor activity.